Molecule: messenger RNA, 3237 nt
Organism: Malassezia restricta
Lineage: Eukaryota; Fungi; Basidiomycota; Malasseziomycetes; Malasseziales; Malasseziaceae
Product: exportin-1
Exons: 2
Coding region: 1-3237 (1078 amino acids)
Biological process (GO): ribosomal large subunit export from nucleus; protein export from nucleus; ribosomal small subunit export from nucleus
Cellular component (GO): cytoplasm; nucleus
Molecular function (GO): nuclear export signal receptor activity; small GTPase binding
Source: RefSeq, a predicted model, not a curated record
AUGGCGUCGAUGGAGUCCAUUCUGGACUUUAGCCAGGAUCUAGAUCUCGUCCUGCUAGACAACAUCGUGGCGGCCAUGUACACGGGUGCGGGCGCCGAUCAGCGCAUGGCGCAGCAAGUGCUGGCGCAGUUCCAGGAGCACCCGGAUGCAUGGCAGCGCGUGCCUGUGAUUAUGCAGCAGAGCACGAACUCACAAACCAAGUAUAUCGCUCUUCAGAUCCUAGAUAAGCUCAUCGCGACGCGCUGGAAGGUGCUGCCCGUCGACCAGCAGCAGGGCAUCCGCAACUUUAUCGUCGAGCUGAUCGUGGUCAUGUCGUCGGAAGAGUCCAACCUGCGCAGCGAGCGCACCCUGCUCGGCAAGCUCGACACGACACUCAUCCAGAUCCUCAAGCAGGAGUGGCCCCACAACUGGCCCAACUUCAUCCCCGAGAUCGUGUCGUCGUCGCGCGGCUCCCUCGCGAUCUGCGAAAACAACAUGGCCAUCUUGCGCCUCCUGUCCGAAGAAGUGUUUGACUUCUCCGCCGAACAAAUGACCCAGGCCAAGGCGCGCAACCUCAAGAACCAGUUCUGUGGCGAAUUCGGCGAGGUGUUCCAGCUGUGCACCGAAGUGCUCGAAAAGGCCAACAAGCCAUCGCUGAUCAAGGCGACACUCGAGACCAUGCUCCGCUUCCUCAACUGGAUCCCCCUGGGCUUUAUUUUUGAAACGAACGUCGUCGACAGCCUCAUCACGCGCUUCCUCGAGGUACCCGAUUUUCGUAACGUCACGCUCAAGUGCCUCUCGGAGAUCGUCAAUCUGAAUGUCGGUGCCGAGUACGACCCCAAGUUCGUCAUUCUCUUCAACAUGGUCAUGACAUCCAUCAACCGCAUGAUCCCGCCGUCGACGGACAUUGCCGGCGUGUACGAGACGUCGACGGACGAAGACCAGGAACUGGUCCUCAACCUCGCCCUGUUCCUCAGCAACUUUUUGAUCUCGCACGUCCGCCUGCUCGAGAACGCCGAGAACCAAGAAGUGCUGCUCAAUGCACACUUGUACCUGAUCAAGGUGUCGCAGGUCCCCGAGCGUGAGGUGUUCAAGAUCUGCCUCGAAUACUGGUCCAAGCUCGUGAGUGAGCUGUACGAAGAGUACCAGCAGUUCCCCAUGGGCGAUGCGGGCUCGGUAUGGGGCCUGAACCUCGGUGGCGCUCAGGCCAUGCAGCGCUCAGCCAUGGGCCGCAAAGCCUUCUACGUCAAGAUCCUCUCCAAUCUGCGUCUGGUGAUGAUUGAGCGCAUGGUCAAGCCAGAAGAAGUGCUGGUCGUCGAGAACGACGAAGGCGAGAUUGUACGCGAGUUUCUCAAGGAGUCUGACACGAUUGUGCUCUACAAGGCCAUGCGCGAGGUGCUCGUGUACCUGACGCAUCUGGACGUGCUGGACACGGAAAAUAUCAUGACGGAGAAGCUCGCCAGGCAGGUCGACGGCACCGAGUGGUCGUGGGCGAAUCUCAACACACUGUGCUGGGCCAUUGGUUCGAUCUCAGGAGCGAUGAACGAGGAGACAGAGAAGCGCUUCCUCGUGACCGUCAUCAAGGAUCUGCUCGGCCUGUGUGAGAUGAAGCGGGGCAAGGACAACAAGGCGGUCGUGGCAUCGAACAUCAUGUACAUCGUCGGUCAGUACCCCCGCUUCCUCAAGGCGCACUGGAAGUUCCUCAAGACUGUCGUAAACAAGAACUUUGAGUUUAUGCACGAGACGCACGAAGGUGUGCAGGACAUGGCGUGUGACACAUUCUCCAAGAUCGCCCAGAAAUGUCGCCGCCACUUUGUGAUGCAGCAGGCGGGUGAGCAGGAGCCGUUUAUUGAUGAGAUCCUGCGCAACCUCCUCCAGAUCACGGUCGACCUAUCGCCUCAGCAGGUGCACACGUUCUACGAGGCCGUCGGCUACAUGAUUGCCGCGCAGCCGCACCGUGCUACGCAGGAGAGGCUCGUGGCGAAGCUCAUGGAGCUGCCGAGCAACGCCUGGGACAACCUCAUGAAGCAGGCGCACAGCAACGUGGAUGUGCUGAGUAACCCGGACAACAUCAAAGUUCUGUCCAACGUGCUCAAGACGAACGUGUCGGCAUGCUCCUCCAUUGGCCCAUUCUUCCUGCCGCAGAUCGCACGUAUAUACCUCGAUAUGCUGGCGCUGUACCGCAGUGUGAGCGGCAUUAUCAGUGCCAAGGUGGAAGCCGAGGGCCUGAUUGCCACCAAGACGCCGAUGGUGCGUGGUCUUCGCGCCAUCAAGAAGGAUAUCCUGCGUUUGGUCGAUACGUACAUCCGGCGUGCGGACGACCUCGAGGGCGUCAACGCCAACCUGAUCCCGUCGCUGCUCGAUGCCAUCUUGGGCGACUACCACAACAAUAUCCCAGCAGCACGCGAUGCUGAAGUGCUCAAUGUGAUGGCGACGAUCACGACGCGACUGGGUGCGCUGCUGACGGACAAGAUUGCGCCGAUCCUCGAUGCCGUGUUUGAGCCGACACUCAACAUGAUCAACCAGGACUUUGCCGAGUACCCCGAGCACCGUGUCGGCUUCUUCAAGCUGCUGCGUGCCAUCAACCUGCACUGCUUCUCGGCGCUGCUCGAGCUGCCGCCAGCCAAGUUCAAGCUGACGGUCGACUCGAUUAUCUGGGCCAUCAAGCACACCAUGCGCGACAUUGCCGACACGGGUCUGCACAUCUGCCUCGAGCUGCUUAACAACAUUGCGAACACGGACCCCAUGAUCGCCGGCGCCUUUUUCCAGCAGUACCUGCUCAACAUUUUGCAAGAUAUCUUCUACGUAUUGACCGAUACGGACCACAAGAGCGGGUUCAAGACGCAGUGCCUGCUGCUUGCGCGCAUUUUCGAGCUGAUCGAGACAGACAAGGUUGUCGUGCCGCUGUGGGACCCCGCACAGGUGCCUGACCCUGCCAUGAACAACCGCCUGUUCAUCCGCCAGUACACGGCCAACUUGCUGCGCGUCGCCUUCCCGCACGUUCAGCCGCAGUACAUUGACCAAUUCGUGAGUGGCCUGUGCGCUCUGUCAUCCGACCUCGUGCAGUACAAGGUGCAUCUGCGCGACUUUUUGAUCACGUCGCGCGAAGUCGCAGGCGGCUCGGACAACUCGGAUUUGUUCCUCGAGGACAAGGAGGCCGAGGCGCGGAACCGCUUGGCGCUCGAGCGCGAGAACGCUGCCAAGAUCCCUGGUAUGCUCAAACCCUCGCAAAUUGUGGAGGAGGACGAAGAGCUCUGA